Messenger RNA from Pogona vitticeps (central bearded dragon), 997 nucleotides. NCBI's taxonomy places the organism in Eukaryota, Metazoa, Chordata, Lepidosauria, Squamata, Agamidae. The record is from RefSeq and is a predicted model, not a curated record.
AAAAGUCCCAACGAGGUAUCCUGUUCAGCGUUGCUCUCUCUCUCUCUCUCUCUCUCUCAUACACGCAAAGUUCAUCGCAUGCCUUACUAUUAGGCGACCAUUGCGCUUACCCGCCCCUCCAGCGGAAGACCCCACGAGGAUCCGCUUCCUUUUUCUCUCGGUCGCCGGGUUCUCACGUUCGCGGAUCGCCGGCCUUCCCCUUUUCCCCAUCAUGCCUUGCGCGGACGGGGAAAAACCGCCCAGUGCGUGGCGUGUAGGGGUUGCGACGCUUUCAGCGCCGGCGGCGGGUUGUGUCUCUUCCUCCUUGCCAGGAGAAAGGUCGCUAACGAGAGUCUGCAAAUCUUCGGGUGACUCUCCGCGUGCAUUUUCCCAUUCGGAGCGCAUAUGCAUUUGACUAUUCCAGCCAGAUAAAAAAGAGAUUGGAUGUUUAAAAGAAACACAUGAUUUGGAUACUUGUGAGAGAAGCACUGUUCCCUUCCUUCCACAGCUGCGUAAGAGUUGAACCCUUCCGCUUCUGAGCAUGAGGUCAGUGCAACUUAACUGCAGCGCCAGGCGGCAUCUGUGUUCUCUCUGCCGCCUGGUUCUCCAGGCUCAGCAGAAGGGCCAUGAUGGAUCUGGAGGCUGCCGGUCUUUCUCUCAAGCAAGUACGACUGACCCGCACGGUCAGGUAGGAAGAAUGGCCCAUCUAAAAAAUAGGACGGAGAAGCAGAAGAGGCAGCGGAAGAGGAUGGAGUCCAUCGAAGCCCAGCUGGCUGCUGGGCUAAAGGAGGAGCCUCCAAGCCAAGAGAAGGGGAGAAGCUCGAAAAACACGGUUCUAUACAACAUCCCGACUGAACCUGGGCAAAAGAAAGAUACCUCAGGGCCGCUGCCUGCCUCUUAUAGCCCACGCUAUGUUGAAGCUGCUUGGUACGCUUGGUGGGUGAAGGAGGGAUUUUUUAAGCCAGAGUACCAGUUCAUGGAGGGUAAAUCAGAGCAGUUUGCCAUGCUUUUGGCAUAG